This is a messenger RNA of Nanorana parkeri, 697 nucleotides long. It is a transcript of the gene TMSB4X, whose product is annotated as thymosin beta 4, X-linked. The record is from RefSeq and is a predicted model, not a curated record. Gene Ontology annotation, molecular function: actin monomer binding. Gene Ontology annotation, biological process: actin filament organization; regulation of cell migration. Bases 100 to 234 code for a protein of 44 amino acids. NCBI's taxonomy places the organism in Eukaryota, Metazoa, Chordata, Amphibia, Anura, Dicroglossidae. The transcript is spliced from 3 exons. Gene Ontology annotation, cellular component: cytoplasm.
AUAAAAGCAGGGACAGCUCAUCCCUUUCACACUCAAGGCUGCAUCUUGGAGGACUAGUUCUGCUUCUUGUGUGUGUUACAUAGCUGAUCAACCUACAAAAUGUCUGACAAACCAGAUAUGGCUGAGAUUGAGAAAUUCGAUAAGGGCAAGCUGAAGAAGACAGAAACACAAGAGAAAAACCCCCUUCCUUCUAAAGAAACAAUCGAACAAGAGAAGCAAGCGUCUGAUUCCUAAUGAAACCCACCACCUCCCCCCUCCCAAUAUGCACUGUACAUUCCACAAGCAUUGCCUUCUUAUUUUUUCUUCUUUUAGCUGUUUAACUUUGUAAGAAAUAACUAAGAUACAAAGAGGUUGGAAACCGUUUACUAUGCUGCCCCGUUCCACCAAACAGAAAAGAGUUAAAAAAAAAUAUAAAAAAAAAUAAAAAACUACUGAACACUGAACGAAGGCGUUGCCUUUCCAUCUGCCUGUCCGGCUGGCUUUGGUUCUGGUGGCAUGAAAGACCGUGCAUGAUGAAAGGAGACCAUGAAUGGAGCUACACAAAUGAACACGUGGUGAUUUUGAAGGGAAAGCUGCACCAAGGUCCGGCGAGCUGUAAAAUGCAGUCAAAAUCGAGUGCCAUUUUAUUUGUUCAAAAAUGAUUUGAAUUAUUGGAAUGCACAAUUUUUUUCAAUAUGCAAAUAAAAAGUUUAAAACA